Scophthalmus maximus (turbot) is the source of this 5850-nucleotide messenger RNA. It is a transcript of the gene atp8a2, whose product is annotated as ATPase phospholipid transporting 8A2. The record is from RefSeq and is a predicted model, not a curated record. Gene Ontology annotation, molecular function: ATPase-coupled intramembrane lipid carrier activity; magnesium ion binding; ATP hydrolysis activity. Gene Ontology annotation, biological process: neuron development; phospholipid translocation. NCBI's taxonomy places the organism in Eukaryota, Metazoa, Chordata, Actinopteri, Pleuronectiformes, Scophthalmidae. The transcript has 37 exons. Gene Ontology annotation, cellular component: plasma membrane. Bases 298 to 3972 code for a protein of 1224 amino acids.
GUGUCAAUUAUUCCGAUCGCCUGACGCUGGCUUAAAGCUGUCUUCGACAACAUCACCUCUGCAGGUCGAGCCGAGGAAUAAUAUUCCGCGAGCAGCAGCAGCAGCAUCAUCAUCAUCAGCAGCAUCAUCAUCAUCAUCAGCAGCAGCAGGAGCAGCAGCAGCGGCGGCGGGCGCAGGAGCGACCGCAGCCCGGGCCCGGAGCCGCACUCCCCCGCGCUGUCGGUGAGCCGUGAGCAUGCCACCGCUCCGGCCUCCUCGCCCCAGCCUCACUACCGACACUCGUUCGUCGCCAGCAAGAUGUAUUUCAACCGGAGAGGCAAGAAGAUACACAGUGAGGGAGAGCAGUUAGGGUUGACCACCAUUAGGCAGGAAGCUUCUGAACUGCAGGACCCAGGCCAGGGCGCCGGCGCUGCCAUGCGCGCCCGCCUCGCAGACAGGUUUGACAAAACCUCGCCUCUCUCCCAUCAAUCCAACGGUGCAGGACCCGCUUGCUCGUCCGCCGGUUACCGCAAGGCAGACGAUGAGAUGUCCGGGACCACUUCCCAGGCGGAUCCCGUAGACGCCACGGCGCGCACGGUGCUGCUCAACCGGCCACAGACCACCAAGUUCUGCGACAACCAUGUCAGCACCACCAAGUAUGGGGUCCUCACCUUUCUGCCCCGGUUCCUCUACGAGCAGAUCCGAAGGGCUGCCAACGCCUUCUUCCUGUUCAUCGCGCUCAUGCAGCAAAUCCCCGAUGUGUCACCGACCGGUCGCUACACAACGCUGGUCCCGCUCAUCUUCAUCCUCACCGUGGCCGGGAUCAAAGAGAUCAUAGAGGACUAUAAAAGACACAAAGCAGACAACACAGUCAACAAGAAGAAUACAACAGUGCUGCGGAACGGAGCCUGGCAGACAGUCAUCUGGAAACAGGUGGCAGUAGGAGACAUAGUGAAGGUGACCAAUGGCCAGCACCUUCCAGCUGACAUGGUCAUUGUGUCCUCCAGUGAGCCGCAGGCCAUGUGUUACACCGAGACCUCAAACCUGGAUGGAGAAACCAACCUGAAGAUCAGACAGGGUCUCCCGCUCACAGCUGGUAAACAGACGCUGGAGGAUUUGAUGGCGCUGUCUGGCCGUUUGGAGUGUGAAGGCCCCAACCGACACCUGUACGACUUCACCGGGACACUGCGGCUGGAGAACCAGAAUCCAGCUCCCCUGGGCCCAGACCAGGUGUUGCUCCGUGGCGCCCAGCUCAGGAACACUCAGUGGGUUGUGGGAAUAGUUGUCUACACUGGCCACGACUCCAAACUGAUGCAGAACUCCACCAAGGCGCCACUGAAGCGCUCUAAUGUUGAGCGGGUGACCAACAUGCAGAUCCUGGUCCUGUUCUGCAUACUGCUGGUCAUGGCUCUAAUCAGUUCUGUCGGCGCUGCCAUCUGGAACAGGGAACACACUGAAGAUGCCUGCUGGUACCUGUCCCGGGCCGGUGACAUCUCCACGAACUUUGCUUACAACCUUCUGACGUUCAUCAUCCUCUACAACAACCUGAUUCCCAUUAGCCUGCUGGUCACCCUGGAGGUGGUCAAGUUCACGCAGGCCCUCUUCAUCAACUGGGACAUGGAGAUGUACUACGCAGAGACGGACACACCGGCCGUGGCUCGGACAUCCAAUCUCAAUGAGGAACUGGGCCAGGUGAAGUAUCUCUUUUCUGACAAGACGGGAACUUUGACCUGUAACGUCAUGCACUUCAAGAAGUGUACCAUUGCUGGAAUAACAUAUGGCCACUUCCCUGAUCUCGACUGCGAUCGCUCGAUGGAGGACUUCAGCAAUCUGCCGUCCAACAGCAACAACUCCACAGAGUUUGACGACCCCACCCUCAUUCAAAACAUUGAGACGAACCAUCCUACAUCACCUCAGAUCUGCGAGUUCCUGACAAUGAUGGCAGUGUGUCACACGGUGGUCCCAGAGCGAGAGGACAACCAGCUCAUCUACCAGGCCUCUUCGCCAGAUGAAGGCGCUCUGGUCAAAGGGGCCAAAGGCCUCGGCUUUGUGUUCACUGCGAGGACCCCGGAUUCAGUCAUCAUUGAAGCUAGAGAAAAAGAGAUGAGCUAUGUGCUGCUGAAUGUCUUGGAGUUUUCAAGUAACCGCAAACGAAUGUCUGUGGUGGUCCGGACCCCCAACGGGAAGCUACGGCUCUACUGCAAAGGAGCCGAUAAUGUCAUCUUUGAACGUCUGACUGAGGCGUCCCAGUACAAAGAAUUAACUAUUGCUCAUCUGGAACAGUUUGCCACUGAAGGCCUGAGGACCCUGUGUUUCGCCUAUGUGGACCUGGAGGAAGGCGCCUACCAGGAGUGGCUGAAGGAAUACAAUCGGGUCAGCACCGUGCUCAAGGACCGCGCUCAGAAGCUGGAGGAGUGUUACGAACUACUGGAAAAGAACCUACUGCUGCUGGGCGCCACAGCCAUAGAGGACCGUCUCCAGGCUGGCGUGCCAGAGACCAUCGCCACUCUGAUGAGGGCUGACAUUAAGAUCUGGGUCCUCACGGGUGACAAGCAGGAGACCGCCAUCAACAUAGGUUACUCCUGUCGCCUGGUGACACACGGCAUGUCCCUCAUCAUCGUCAACGAGGACUCUCUGGAUGCUACCCGCGCCACGCUGACUGCUCACUGUUCUUCGCUGGGUGACUCUCUGAGGAAGGAGAACGAGCUGGCGCUGAUCAUCGACGGUCAAACGCUGAAGUACGCGCUGUCUUUCGAGCUCCGCCAGGUCUUCCUCGACUUGGCGCUGUCCUGCAAGGCUGUCAUCUGCUGCCGGGUGUCUCCGCUGCAGAAGUCGGAGAUCGUGGACAUGGUGAAGAAGCACGUGAAAGCCAUCACGCUGGCGAUAGGCGACGGUGCCAACGACGUGGGUAUGAUACAGACGGCACACGUCGGCGUGGGGAUCAGCGGCAACGAGGGCAUGCAGGCCACAAACUCCUCCGACUACUCCAUUGCACAGUUCUCCUACCUCGAGAAACUGCUCUUGGUCCACGGGGCGUGGAGCUACAACCGCGUCACCAAGUGCAUCCUGUACUGUUUCUAUAAGAAUGUGGUCCUCUACAUUAUCGAGCUCUGGUUCGCCUUUGUGAACGGCUUCUCUGGGCAGAUCCUGUUUGAGCGCUGGUGCAUAGGCCUCUACAAUGUGAUAUUUACUGCACUGCCCCCGUUCACUUUGGGGAUAUUUGACCGGCCGUGCAGCCAGCAGAACAUGCUCCGAUUCCCACAACUCUACCGUAUCACCCAGAAUGCCGAGGGCUUCAACACCAAGGUGUUUUGGGGACACUGUAUCAACGCACUGAUUCAUUCAAUUAUUCUCUUUUGGUUUCCACUCAAAAUGCUGGAGCACGACUCCCCCUUCCCGAACGGUCAGGGAAACGACUACCUGUUCGUAGGAAACAUGGUCUACACGUAUGUGGUAGUCACAGUGUGUCUGAAAGCUGGAAUGGAAACCACCGCUUGGACCAGGUUUUCCCACCUGGCAGUCUGGGGGAGCAUUGCGCUCUGGAUGGUCUUCUUCGCCGUCUACUCAGCCAUCUGGCCCACCAUCCCCAUCGCCCCUGACAUGCUGGGCCAGGCUGGCAGGGUGAUGCAGUGCUGGCACUUCUGGCUGGGCCUGGUCCUGGUGCCCGCUGCGUGUUUACUCAAAGACUUCGCCUGGACUGCCACACGUCGCACCGUGAGGAAGUCUCUUCUUGAGGAGGUGCAGGAGUUGGAGGCCCGGGCCGUCGACCCAGGAGCAGCUGUACUGAGGGACGCCAGCGGCCGCAGUCUGAACGAACGAGCCCAUCUGCUGACAAGAGUCUUUAGGAAAACACCUUCAAGUGUAGGACGCUCAAACUCGGUGCAGCAGACUGUGUCACAUGGCUACGCCUUCUCUCAGGAGGAGCACGGUGUGGUGUCCCAGUCCCAGGUAGUGCGCUCCUACGACACCACCCGCCUGCGCCCCAGCCUCUAGUCCCACCCCUGGCCAAGACCUUUGGCUCACCGUAGCAACGGUUAUCGAGGUGACAGCAGAGACAGACUUGAGUGACACCCUCACGCUGGGUGAUCGACACCCCUGCUGUGGCCUUACUGGAACUAUGACCCGACCCCUCGCCAGGGGUGGGGGUCGCGGUCGGGCGUGGAGACUGCUGCUGGCGCUCGGAGGACUGACUUGGGAGAGGGGACCGGGCCGAAAUAUACAGAAUAAACUUUUAACAAGCUGCACAGGCAUGAGCAAUCAUAUCCAUGCACAGACAUGACGAGUCAAACUCAGACUGCUACUCAUCCCUGUAUACUCAGACUGGGGUUUGGAUCAUGCCACUGUGUGUUAAUGUGUGUGUUUGUGUGUGCGCAAUCUACUGCGUUUGUAUCUGCCUGUGCAUGUAUGUUCGAACGCAUUGGCACACCUGUGAGUGCAUGUGUGUGUGUGUGUCCGUCAGUGUGUGUGUGUGUGUGGGCGUGUGUUAGCUUCUACUGUUCCCUAUCAUCUCGCUCGUGAGGUUGAUUCAGCUCGUCCCCGCUGCCACAUGCCGACGCGGAAGGGGGAGGGACAUCAAAAUAAACAGACACACACGUAAACGCAAAUGAAUUCCUCAUAAGGGGAGGGAGAGAAGCAUAGGACCACCGGAGCCCUGCACCCACAUCGUCCCGUUACACCCACAAGCCUCACUGCCAAACGCCACAGAGAUGCCACUGGGCAGACCAGCCAACCCGCACGCAAUUUUUCGUACCAAUCACGCAUUUUUGACAUCAAAUUAGGCGAAAGUACAAUUUGUCAUUGUAAAUUACGCAAUGAAGCUGGUUACUCCUGCGAAUUUAAUCAUAACGUCUCCGGUUCAAUUAUGCACGUGCAGUACUCAAUUCUAAAGGUGCGUUCACGUUAUUCGUGCGAGUAGAUUAAUACAAAGUCAACGCAAAUACGUGAUUAGUCACAUUUCGCGUCGCUGAUAUUUGACACUGACAUUUGCAGGAAUCCAGUUCACUAUUUAUGUUAGUUUUAAAGUUAACUGUUCUUUGCUGUUAUUGUCUUUUUUUGCAAAAAAUAGUAUUUUAAAAAGAAGCUACUUUUCCCCCUUUUUGUGUAAUAGUAUGUGGGUGGGGGUCAUCAGUGUCCAUACGACACAUAAAUUGUGAGGAUGGAUUUGGUGGUGAUCAUCAUUCAUAUCCAUACAACCUUUGCGUUUAUGGUUAAGUUCUUUACUACUGCACACAACUGUUUGUAAGAGUAAAAAAAGUUCUUCAUAGAUCUAGCCUCCUAAAUUGCUAUCAAAGUUCACCAGAUAGAUGGAUUUAACUUUGAAAGGUACAACAUUUUCUCACGGGGGAGCCUGACCGCUGACCCCCCCUACAUGGUCUGACGUCCACCCCCCAUAGACUCUAAAUAUUCCCAAAGAUAGGGACAUCAUAGUGAAAUCAGUGCGAAAGUGAUUUAGGCAUGUAAAUGUGGUACCCAAGAUUUGCAGGUCUGCACCGAGGCGGAACGCACACCUCAAACUGGACCCUAAACCCUUCCUUACCCCACAGGGACCUCCUCCUGCUUAUCUCCCUUCAUACAUUUCCUCCUAUCUCUCCAUCUCCUAGCUGCUCGGCAGCUUCCCCUUCUCUCCUCCUCCUCUGCUGCCCCAUCUCCUCGCCCUAGCCAGUUAAGGAAAAAACCGACUAAAAAUUCCAACUUGUCUCUCCUGUGUUUAAAUCUGACCGCUCCUGUGAUUCCCGAUGCUGUCCGUCUAGCAUCGUCAGCUGACAGACUCAGCGAGCCUGGCAUUAGCGCUUCCUCCUUCAGUUAUGUUGGAUUCUCUUUACUGGACUGUUCCCAUUCUUUUUCUAUUAUUAAAGUCAACAUUAAUCUGUA